AAUGUCUCUCCCGUGCAGCAGUUGGCAGUAAUGCGCUCUUGACGGCUGAGGGCCGUGUGCAAAAACAAAAACAUGGCGACGUCCUUGGUCAGACAGACAAAAUUGCUGUCGAUUGUGAGCAGCCAGUUGAAUUCUGCUGCAUGUUUCAGGAACAUUCACUGCUCUGCAGCUUGUUUGAAGAACCGUGCAGCUCGUAUUCGAGUGGGAAAAGGAGACAGGUCAGUGACUUAUGAGCAGGCGUAUCACCCUCAUCACAUCGGCCACAGGAAAGGUUGGCUCUCACAACACACCAGUAAUCUUCAGGGUGAAGAUGGUGCGGCGGAGCGUGUAGUGGAGGACGUCUUCAUCAGACGCUUCAUGUACGGCACGUUUCACGGCUGUUUAGCGGAUGAGGUGGUGAUCAAACGCAGAGGAAACCUCCUGGUCAUCUGUGCUGUGAUGAUACAGAAACUCUUACCGUCAAAAUUCUACUUUCUCAUUGGUUACACAGAGGAACUGCUCUCGCAUUUCUACAAAUGUCCAGUUAAAAUCGAGAUGCAGACGGUAGAAGAAAAAGUAGUCUAUAAAUAUCUCUGAGGCCAUGUGUUCUGUGUUUAGAAAACUGCUAUUAAAGGGAGAAGCUUAA
This is a messenger RNA of Carassius carassius (crucian carp), 625 nucleotides long. RefSeq names its product mitochondrial ribosomal protein S24 (gene mrps24). The record is from RefSeq and is a predicted model, not a curated record. Lineage: Eukaryota; Metazoa; Chordata; Actinopteri; Cypriniformes; Cyprinidae. Gene Ontology annotation, cellular component: mitochondrion. Gene Ontology annotation, biological process: translation. The transcript has 4 exons. Bases 73 to 576 code for a protein of 167 amino acids.